Nycticebus coucang (slow loris) is the source of this 2995-nucleotide messenger RNA. RefSeq names its product Pim-3 proto-oncogene, serine/threonine kinase (gene PIM3). NCBI's taxonomy places the organism in Eukaryota, Metazoa, Chordata, Mammalia, Primates, Lorisidae. The coding region runs from base 135 to 1115 and encodes 326 amino acids. Gene Ontology annotation, cellular component: cytoplasm. Gene Ontology annotation, molecular function: ATP binding; protein serine/threonine kinase activity. The record is from RefSeq and is a predicted model, not a curated record. Gene Ontology annotation, biological process: regulation of mitotic cell cycle; negative regulation of apoptotic process; protein autophosphorylation. The transcript has 6 exons.
GCUCGGGGCGAGGCGGCCGGGCCAGGGAGCCGCUCGGCUGCUGCGUGGUGGCGGUGCCCGGCCGCCUCCCGCGCCCGCCGCCGCCUCGGCUUGGAGGUCCGGCGCCCCGCGGGCCGGGGAGACCGCUGCGCGCGAUGCUGCUGUCCAAGUUCGGCUCGCUGGCGCACCUGUGCGGGCCCGGCGGCGCGGACCACCUCCCGGCAAAACUCCUACAGCCAGCCAAGGCGGACAGAGAAAGCUUUGAGAAGGCCUACCAGGUGGGCGCCGUACUGGGCAGCGGCGGCUUCGGCACGGUCUAUGCGGGCAGCCGCCUCGCCGACGGGCUUCCGGUGGCUGUGAAGCACGUGGUGAAGGAGCGGGUGACCGAGUGGGGCAGCCUCGGUGGCGUGGCCGUACCCCUUGAGGUGGUGCUGCUGCGCAAAGUGGGCGCGGCGGGAGGCGCGCGCGGCGUCAUCCGCCUGCUGGACUGGUUCGAGCGGCCCGACGGCUUCCUGCUGGUGCUGGAGCGUCCCGAGCCGGCGCAGGACCUGUUCGACUUCAUCACUGAGCGCGGCGCCCUGGACGAGCCGCUGGCGCGCCGCUUCUUCGCGCAGGUGCUGGCCGCCGUGCGCCACUGCCACGGCUGCGGGGUCGUGCACCGCGACAUCAAGGACGAGAACCUUCUGGUGGAUCUGCGAUCGGGCGAGCUCAAGCUCAUUGACUUCGGCUCCGGCGCGCUGCUCAAAGACACCGUCUACACCGACUUCGACGGCACCCGGGUGUACAGCCCUCCGGAGUGGAUCCGGUACCACCGCUACCACGGGCGUUCCGCCACUGUGUGGUCUCUGGGCGUGCUGCUCUAUGACAUGGUGUGUGGAGACAUCCCCUUUGAACAGGACGAGGAAAUUCUCCGUGGCCACCUGUUCUUCCGGAGGAGAGUCUCUCCAGAGUGUCAGCAGCUCAUCCAGUGGUGUCUGUCCCUGCGGCCCUCGGAACGGCCCUCUCUGGAUCAGAUUGCUGCUCACCCCUGGAUGCUGGGAGCCGACGGGGAUGCCCCAGUGAGCUGUGACCUGCGUCUAUGUGCCCUGGACCCAGAUGAUGGGGCCAGCACCACAUCCAGCAGCGAGAGCUUGUGAGGAGGGACCUGGAUGCUGGCAUUGGGGCUGCCCCUUGCUCACAGGAGCCAAGGGACCAUCUGCCUGAGCCAGCCCCUGAUACCCCAGAACACUGGCAUUCUCCUGCUGGGCUGUUUCUUCCUAAGAAGCAGUGAUCUGUGACCCCGGCGACCUUUGCUUUGAGUGCCUUUUGAACGCUGGUCCCACAGGACCCGGUUUUCUCAAGCUCUGUCUGUCCAAAGACGGCUUCAGUUAAAGUAAGGUCCUGCAUGCUCUGGGUGGACACUUGAGCCUGAGAUAUUCCUUUCUCUGUGCUGCUCUGUCCAGCGAACGUGUCUGACCGGAAGCAUUCUUACUGUUGGGCAUGGGGGUCCCAUGCCCACCUUGAGUCUAGGAGUGGUGCAGUGUUUGUCCAGGUGUGUCCCAUGCACAAGCAAUGCAACUGCGGGCCUUUGCCACCCGCCUACCCCGCACCCCCCCACGCAAGCUGUGUCUGCGCGUGCCAACGUCUGUUAUUUAUGGUGUGACCCCGUGGAGGGCGCCCCUGGCCCUCUGUGGCUAUUUAUUGUUUAAUUUAUUAUAUUUGUUUAGGUUAUUUUCUCUGAGCAGCCGGCCUCCUCCAGGCCCCUGGGGGUGGCAGGGAGGGGAAGGGCAACCGUGGUCUGGGGAUCCUGGGUCCUGACUCUUGCACCUGGUGUAGGUCCCUAGCCCCACCUGUGUCUGUCAGAAGACGAUUGUACAGUGGCUAAUUUAAGGGGAGCGGGUGACCCUGCUACCUGGAGGCACUCUGCUCCUGGGGCAGGUUUUAAAUUAUUAACUUUGUACAGUGUGCUUGUUGGCUCUGAAAGAUGGGGGUGGGGGGCAGAGUCUCAAGCCUUUAAUUUAUUUUAGCAACUGUGUUUAUGUGGUCUCGGUAUGUGUAGGCAUUGAGGAUGGGGGUUUUUUUCAGUUCAAAAGUGUGAGAUGUCUGGAGAUCCUAUUUUUUAUACAGGUAUUUCAAUUAAAUUUUUUGUACAUAGUGGAUGUCUUAUGUUUGUUUGGGUGAGAGAGGAAGAGGUUGGGGCUUCCCCUGGAUUAUUUCAGGCUUCUAGCGGGGGACAGCUUUGCCCACUGGGGUGUGUGGAGGGCACAUCCUCUCCCAGCAUGGUUCUAACUCUGGUGCCAGAGGGGUCCUGGAUGAGGCUUGUGACUCUUCUCUGCAUCCAGGAAAGCGGGGUCUCUAGAAGUGGAGGCAGGGAGCCAGGUUGUGAGGGGCUGCAUCACCCCACCAUCUUGAGCCAUGCCUGGCUUGGCCCCAAGAGGACUUGCUGCCUCUGCUCUCAGAAGCCACAUGUAUGCUCUUCUUAGGCUGCUCAGGUGUGUAUAAUGGGAGGCCACACUGCCUCAGGAGGCUAGUAUAGGUUCUGAAGGGUAGGUGGGAGCGUGCCCUAGGUGGUGCAGAUGGCAUGGGGGGCGCCCAUGAGCUAAGUGUUGAAAUGGGUGGAGCUCUGGCAUAUGGGGCAGGUGAAGGAGGCCUGGGUGGAGGGUCUCUCAGGUGGCCUGCUCCUUAGCUCUCCACCUACAUCCCAGGGACUGUCUUCUCAGCACUCUAUGAGGAGCAUUGACCACCCCUGCCCCCACCUGCUAAAGAGCCUCUGCUGGCAGCAGCACUGGGACCUCUGGGCUAGAGCAGAAGCAGGAAGUUUUAGUGUAGCAGGAGGGCAGGCAGAGAGGCUGAGGGCCUUCAGCUUGUCUUUCUUGUGGAACCACUGCUGAGGCCCAUCUGGGAGGAUGGGAGGGGAUGGCCUUCUUCCACUCUCAGCCUCAGCUGGACAGUGGUGAUGUGGGGCAGGCAGAGGAGGACGGCCCAGCUUGCACCAAGUGUACCAGGCCCAGGGGGUCUUUCUGUGAUGUUCACCUCC